AUGGCUUCGACAACACCUGGCGGCAUCAAGCUGUCGACGGAGCAUCUCGACCAAGCCGAACAAGCACUAUCCCGAUUGACCUCCAAGGCCGGUGCCCAGCCUCAAGUUGACCCCAAGGAAAGCUUGCACGCACCUGCCAGUCACGAAUCAUCACACUCCUGGUUCCGCUCCCUCUUCCCGUACAACUCCCUAGAAGACCUAGAAAAUGCGUGGCACAUGGGCAAUUAUGUCAUCGACCGCAAGACUGGUCAGAAAUCAUUCGAGGAGAUGAGCAUUUAUGUCCGACUCGGCAUGCACCUUCUGUAUUAUGGAUCAGAACAGCAAAAGGCUCUUCACUGGAAGCGGGCACAGGACAUGCUCCGGAAUCAAAGUGUCAGCAUGGGAAAGCAAUAUGAUGAUCCGCAGAGCAAGGACCAUAUUCAGCCCUUCAUUGACAGUUUUCAUUUGAAAGGCUCGCUUUCCGAGCUAAAGGAGCCCGACCCUACGAAGUACAAGACCUUCAACGAUUUUUUCGCGCGAGAGCUGAAGGACGGUGCUCGGCCGAUCGCAGAGCCGGAGAAUGAACGAGUGCUUUCAAGCCCUGCUGACUGUCGACUAACUGUUUUUCCAACCGUUGAUCUGGCCAAGAAGUAUUGGAUCAAGGGCAACGGAUUUACGCUUGCUGCACUCCUGGGAUCUGACAAGCUGGCGAGUCAAUUUGAGGGUGGCAGCAUCGUGAUUGCGCGACUUGCGCCCCAGGAUUACCAUCGAUGGCAUUCGCCGGUGACUGGCAAAGUCAACAGCAUCACUGAUAUUCCUGGGACUUACUACACUGUCAACCCGCAAGCCAUCAAUGAGGCCGGAACAUUGGACGUUUUCUGCGAAAACAAGCGAUCGGUCAUGAUGAUUCAGCGUUCGGGCACCGGAAGUCCAGUCGCCGUCAUUGCUGUCGGAGCGAUGCUCGUGGGGAGUAUCAGAUACAAUCCUGGCAUCCAGGUAAAUGCGGAGGUGCGAAGAGGGCAGUGCUUGGGUGCCUUCCUUUAUGGAGGCAGCACGGUGAUAGCUGUUUUCCCAAAGGCCGAGGCCGCUCUCGAUGACGAUCUGGUCCGGAACUCUACUGAACAAGUGUGCGAGACUCUCGUCAGAGUUGGGGAUCGUAUUGGUGUCACUCCGGACCAGGUUUAG
Molecule: messenger RNA, 1164 nt
Organism: Dissoconium aciculare CBS 342.82
Lineage: Eukaryota; Fungi; Ascomycota; Dothideomycetes; Mycosphaerellales; Dissoconiaceae
Exons: 3
Coding region: 1-1164 (387 amino acids)
Biological process (GO): phospholipid biosynthetic process
Molecular function (GO): phosphatidylserine decarboxylase activity
Source: RefSeq, a predicted model, not a curated record